AUGCCACCAAUUCGCAAUAAAAAUAAGAAAGAUUUAGCUGAGCAAGAGGGACAAAUUUUAUUAGCUAUUUCUGAUUUACAAAACGGACGAAUCUUCCGCGUGGCUCAAGCUGCAAGGAUUUAUAGUAUACCUCGGGCGACUCUACGAGACAGAUUAAACGGCACUCAGCAGAGAUCUCAAGUACGCGCCAACAGUCAUAAAUUAACUCAGUGUGAGGAGGAAUCGCUUGUCAAAUGGAUACUCGAUCUAGAUAAACAGAUUGAAUCAAAGUUCUCGCGGAAAUAUAACUAUGAACGUGCUAAAUGCGAAGAUCCGAAGAUAAUCCAAGAAUAUUUUGAUCGCGUACGAGAGGUUAUAUUACAGUAUGGGAUCUUGCCAGAAGAUAUCUACAAUUUUGAUGAGCCGGGCUUUGCUAUGGGACUCUGUGCGAAUGCAAAAGUUAUCACUGGAAGUGAUCGAUAUGCUCGGCCAAAGCUAUUGCAGCCUGGUAAUCGAGAAUGGGUAACUGCAAUUGAGGCAGUUAAUUCGAUUGGAUGGGCAUUGCUUUCGUACAUUAUUUUCAAGGCAAAGAAAUAUACUCGAUUAGGCUGGUUUGAGGAUUUUCCAGAUGAUUGGAAAAUCAAUAUUAGCGAUAAUGGAUGGAUGGACGACAGAUAAGAUUGGAUUAGAAUGGCUGAAAACUCAUUUUAUUCCUCUUACCGAUGGCCGUACAUUGGGAAAAUAUCGGAUGUUGAUUCUUGAUGGUCAUGGAAGCCAUUUAACUGCUGAAUUUGACCGUACAUGCACUGAGAAUAAUAUUAUUCCAGUCUAUAUGCUCCCCAUUCCUCGCAUCUUUUACAGCCUCUUGAUGUUGGCUGUUUUGCUGUUUCAAAGCGA
Talaromyces stipitatus ATCC 10500 is the source of this 876-nucleotide messenger RNA. RefSeq lists its product as uncharacterized. NCBI's taxonomy places the organism in Eukaryota, Fungi, Ascomycota, Eurotiomycetes, Eurotiales, Trichocomaceae. The coding region runs from base 1 to 657 and encodes 218 amino acids. The record is from RefSeq and is a predicted model, not a curated record. The transcript has 2 exons. Gene Ontology annotation, molecular function: DNA binding. Gene Ontology annotation, cellular component: nucleus.